Molecule: messenger RNA, 2271 nt
Organism: Verruconis gallopava
Lineage: Eukaryota; Fungi; Ascomycota; Dothideomycetes; Venturiales; Sympoventuriaceae
Exons: 8
Coding region: 1-2271 (756 amino acids)
Source: RefSeq, a predicted model, not a curated record
AUGAAGCUCCUUUGCCCAUUAAUUCCUAAAUUCAAGUCUCAUCUAGCCCUUCUCUGGGGAAAAAUCACACGGUGGGUGCAAAUAGACGGACUGUUAAUGCUAGCAAGUCUUGGUAGUGCUAUCAUAUUGCUCGUGAACAUAGUCGGAACGGUGGUUCUCAAUACGAGAGCUCGAAAUUCAAACAUCUUCCAUGGAAAUUGCAGUAAAGCUAGUUAUAUUGAUUCUGGACUUCAUGCCAUCAUCAACGUGUUAUCUACAUUGCUCUUAGCAGCUUCUAAUGUCUGCAUGCAAUAUCUCGUGUCUCCCACAAGAAAACAAGUCGACGAAGCACAUGAGCGCGGCCAAUACCUAGACGUCGGUACUCAAAGCCUGCGCAACCUUUGGUUGGUUUGUUGGAGGCGCAGAGCUCUAUGGAUUGCCCUGGCGAUUUCUUCUACACCAUUGCAGUUUUUGUGGAACUCGUCCUUAGCACAAACCUUUCCACUGAGUUCCCCUGCAGUUCUGGUAGUAACGCCUGACUUUCUCAACGGAGGAACCGUCGAUCCAAAGGAAACCGUUCAAACCAUUGAUCAAAGGUACAUACAAGCCCAGGUAGACUAUCUGGUUGGCGAAUACCCAAUUCGUUUAGAUCCAGUGCAAUGCUUGAGCCGAUAUGUAACGACGACCUCGAACCGGUCCGAUGUGCUUAUGGUGUCAUCGUACGAUAUCGUCACCGGCUCAGAUACGCGGAGAUUCUCGAACAACAGCUUAUUGUUUGCCUACAAUCCGUACGGCUUUGACGGUCCUGGAAACUAUUGGGAGUGUGGCAUCUCGAACUCAUUCGAUUGUCGCAAACCCAAGGAAUGGAAAGCUAAUCCGUCAAUCGCGAAAGACUGGAACAUUUUUGGGUACCGCAUUGACUACUGUUUAACCAAGGAGAUCGAUCUAAACAAUCUUUGCAGCAUUCAGUUCCUGCUCCCGAUAAUGAUAGUUGUCUGCGUCACUAAUGCGGCCAAGUGCAUGUGCAUUCUAAAUGUUACUCUAAUGUACUUUCGACAGGGAGAGAAGCCUCUGGUCACAAUAGGCGAUGCUAUAUGUUCAUUUCUGCAAGAUCCUGACCUGACGACAGCUCAAAUGUGUUUGGUUACAAAGAGAGAGCUUAGCGAACUCCAAACUCGUCAUCGCUCUUGCGAUCUUUACGCUAUAGUAAGGGGGCCUCAGUCAAGCACAUGGGUGCGGCCACGUGUUUCCGAAUAUCACUUCUCGAGAAACAGAUGGUGCCAAACGGCAUCUCGCUGCACUUGGAUUUUCGCAUUACUUAGCUUUGCGGUACUCACCAUACUCAUGUCAACUCUGUUGUUCGUCUGUUUACAGAGAGUCCAAUACAAUAGCGGAGCCAUGAACUCAUUUCUGGAUUAUGGUUUUGGGUCGAUUCGAGCGCAAAUGCAAAUGAGAUUGGGCGACCUUUGGAAGGCGUCUUAUGCGCGAGCCACGGCUUGCUACAUUCUCUUCUCUAACGUGCCACAAUUCAUAGCAUCGAUCAUAGACUUUCAAUCCAAUGCUCUGUUAACGCAGAUGCAUGUCAACCAAGAGUGGCAAGGCUACGGCCGGAAAAGGAAGGCUUUGAGAACUUCAGCACCAGAGGGUAUGCAGCGCGGUACUUAUUUUCUUUCACUUCCAUGGAGAUAUGCAGUGCCGCAGAAGACGUUCCUCGCGGUUCUCCAUUGGACACUAUCUCGAAGUCUUUUCCUGGUUCCCAUUGAGACCUACCACAGUGACGGCACCUUUCAAUUGAGGUAUGGAACUCAAGGAUUCAGCGUAUGGCCGAUGUUAAGUUCACUUAUUUUGUGCUUCCUUAUGUUGGCCAGUCUUAUCCUUCUUGGUUUUCGUCGCUACGAUGGAGGCCUGCCAUUGAAUGCUACAUGUAGUGCCGUAAUCAGUGCUGCAUGUCAUCAGCCAAAGGGAGAAAGAGAUGCACAUCUGUCUCCGGUUCUGUGGGGGGCUCUGUCCGAUAACGAAAUCGUUCUCGACUCUGAGGUCGCUGAGCUUUUCCCAGGCAUUCGGGACUAUUGCGGUGAAGUAGGCAGGACCGAAGUUGAGCGGCAAAGCGUUUCAGUAAAUUCUGAGACGCAAUCCAUAUCCGCCAGCGAGAUGAAUGGGGAAGAUAUCGAGCUGGAUACGGCUGACCCGCAGAGCAGUAAUGAAACUAAGAGAAAACUAACUAUAAGACAUUGUUGCUUUAGCAGCGCCCAAAAUGUCGGACGUCCAGUUGACGGGAUGCUUUGCAUGUGA